Messenger RNA from Triticum aestivum (bread wheat), 1558 nucleotides. Its product is annotated as probable bifunctional methylthioribulose-1-phosphate dehydratase/enolase-phosphatase E1. Gene Ontology annotation, molecular function: acireductone synthase activity; magnesium ion binding. The coding region runs from base 585 to 1313 and encodes 242 amino acids. Lineage: Eukaryota; Viridiplantae; Streptophyta; Magnoliopsida; Poales; Poaceae. The transcript has 5 exons. The record is from RefSeq and is a predicted model, not a curated record.
GAAUUUGGGAGGACCAGCGAGAACAUCUCAGCACUACCCGCGUAAAAACAAAAUCAUCUAGCGACUAGUCCCACCGUGUCGUCGUCGAAAACACUCUUAUAUUACGGGACCGAGGGAGUGGAAGAAAAGAAGAGAAGGAAAACACCAAGGAAACCGAUAAGGUUUCCCCACUUCCAUUGAUCCAGAUCCAGAGAAUAGAGACAGACAAUAGAGUUAUGGGAUGACGACGCAGUGCCAACCACCACUAGUGAGUAGUGACUCGGCUGCGGCGGCGUCGAGAUGUUUCUUCCGCUUCUUGUUGCCUCCUCCGCCUGUGCAUCCACCUCCACCGGCUUCUUCUCCGGCUCCGGCUGCUCCUUCCGAGAUGCUUCUCCCGUUCCACACCACCACACCACCAGGGUAGGGUGUGAGCAAGGCGGGGUUGCGGUGUGGAUCGAGUCCCCUCCUCCUGCGCUCCGUAUCGACAUCUUCUCCGUUUCCUCGUUAUUUCCGAGAAGCGGUCACCGGCGGCCAGAACCGUCGUUGCAGCAGCAGCAGCUGACAGCUCCUACAGCUUAUCAACAAACGAUAUACGAUGCGUGGUCAUGGACAUCGAGGGCACCACCACCCCCAUCUCCUUCGUCGCCGACGUGCUUUUCCCCUACGCAUGUGCCAACGCCCGCGCCCACCUCGCCGCCACAUACCACACCCAGCAGACCCGGGAAGACAUCGCCCUCCUCCGCGCACAAAUCGACAAGGACCUGGCCGAGGGGGUCCCCGGCGCCGUCCCACUCCCACAGCCCGACGACACCGACCAAGACAAGACCAUCGACGCGCUGGUGGCCAACGUGCAGGCCAUGAUCGACGCGGACCGGAAGCUCACGGCGCUCAAGCAGCUGCAGGGCCGCGUGUGGCGGCGGGGCUUCGAGAGCGGUGAGAUCAAGGGGGAAGUCUACGACGACGUCGUCCAAGCUCUCGCGGAGUGGGACCGCAAAGGGGUUAAGAGCUACAUCUACUCCAGCGGGAGCAGGGAGGCGCAGCGGCUCAUCUUCGGCAACACCGCCGCCCACGGCGACCUCCGGCGGUAUCUCUCCGCCUUCUUCGACACCAACGUCGGAGGCAAGAAAGAGUCUCGCAGUUACUACGAGAUCUGGCAGACCCUCGGCGUCGACAGCCCGUCCCAGAUACUCUUCCUGACCGAUGUCCACCAGGAAGCCACCGCCGCAAGGGAUGCAGGUCUUGAGGUGCUAAUAUCGAUCAGGCCUGGAAACGCGCCGCUUCCUGAGGAUCACGGCUUCCAGACCAUCACGUCGUUUGCUCAAAUCGCCACCUGAAUGCCACAGCGAGCUCACCCCUGCCAUAUAUGUGCACAAGAGUAUUAUUUACGAAGGGAACCGACCUCAAAAGUUUUUUUUUUACCGUGUACACUAGAGCAGUUGACAACUCAUUAAGUUGCCAACACAAGAAUCCAAAUGAUUGUUUCAAGACCUUGUGUAAAACCAUGACUCGCUAUCAGCAGGUUUCCUAAAAGCAGACACAUGUGUGUAUUUUAUCAAAACCUGGUACUGAAAUUCGUCCA